ACCACAGCACAGCACAAAAUGAAGCACCUGACGAUGGUUGCCCUUUUGGCGAUGGUGGUGGUAAUGGCCAGCGCCCAAAAGUACACCGACAAGUUCGACAACAUCGAUGUUGACCGGGUACUGUCCAAUGAUCGAAUUCUCAACAAUUACCUCAAGUGUCUGCUAGACAAGGGACCGUGCACCCAGGAGGGCCGUGAACUGAAGAAAACGCUCCCCGAUGCGCUGAAAACCAACUGCGAGAAGUGUAGCGAGAAGCAGAGAACUAGCUCCCGCAAGGUAAUCGCCCAUCUCGAGGACCGUAAGCCACAGGAAUGGAAGAAACUGCUCGACAAGUAUGACCCGGAAGGUAUCUACAAGAGCAAGUACGAGAAACUCAACAAGCGAUCCUAGAGAGA
Messenger RNA from Anopheles maculipalpis, 395 nucleotides. Its product is annotated as ejaculatory bulb-specific protein 3-like. The transcript is spliced from 2 exons. Bases 19 to 390 code for a protein of 123 amino acids. The record is from RefSeq and is a predicted model, not a curated record. NCBI's taxonomy places the organism in Eukaryota, Metazoa, Arthropoda, Insecta, Diptera, Culicidae.